UGUUUCUUCUGUUCUGCCGUCAGUCUCGAUCGUAUAUAGACACCAUUUCUUUCCCCCUUCUCUUUCCUUUUCUCUCUCUCUCUCACACACACAAGCAAGAGAGUUUGAUGGAGGACGCCUGUGAAACUCAGCUUUCUCUUGCACUAGCUACGCCUUCAAGGCCUUCAGCGCACUGCCACCGUCGACUGCAACCUCGCGCUUCUCCGAAGAGCUUGGAAGGCGGAAGGCGGCCUGUCAUAUGCGACGAGGAGGAAGACAGCGAUGCGAGGAAGAAAAUUAGACUUACCAGAGAGCAAUCCGCCAUGUUGGAGAUCAGGUUCAGGUGCCAAAGUAAUCUCACUCCAAAGCAGAAACAAGCGUUGGCUAAGCAAUUGAAUCUCCAGCCGCGGCAAGUGGAAGUAUGGUUCCAGAACAGGAGAGCCAGGAAAAAGCUAAAGCAGACGGAGAUGGACUGUGAAUUCCUGAAGAGGUGUUACGAGGUGCUGAGCAAAGAGAACCAGAUGCUGCAGAAGGAGUUGCAGGAGAUGAAAGCUCUGAAGCCCACGCAAUUCCCGGCGGCCGGUCUCUCAAUCUGCCCGACGUGUGGGAAGAUCGCCGGAGGCGAUGAUGAUGCAGCUGCUCCGGCGACUCCAAAGACCGAUCACUUCAGGAACCCCUUUUCGCAUUCGGAAGCGCGUUGAUCGGCAAUUGGUCUGAGAGUCUCGAUCGAUCGAUCCAAGUGUUAGUCAAGAACCCACACCUCUGCUAUUUUUUUUCAAGGGCUUGGGAGUCAUCUUUCAACUCAUUGAAUUUUGGUAAGCCAUGUCCAUCGUGUUCUACUUAGCCUUUCUGUAAUUUGUCGCAAUUGUAGCAAAGAAGGUUUGUGGAUCUAUUAAUUAAGUGUUUUUCC
Messenger RNA from Zingiber officinale, 889 nucleotides. RefSeq names its product homeobox-leucine zipper protein HOX19-like. Bases 108 to 680 code for a protein of 190 amino acids. Gene Ontology annotation, biological process: regulation of DNA-templated transcription. Gene Ontology annotation, molecular function: DNA-binding transcription factor activity, RNA polymerase II-specific; sequence-specific DNA binding. The transcript is spliced from 3 exons. Lineage: Eukaryota; Viridiplantae; Streptophyta; Magnoliopsida; Zingiberales; Zingiberaceae. The record is from RefSeq and is a predicted model, not a curated record.